AUGGCAAAAGACAUACCAGACAAUGAGAGCAUCAACUCUCAUCUGCUGGGCCAGGAAUGUGGACAAGAUGCGGAUAGGAAGUGGAGUUGGGUGUCAGGAGAGGAUGCCAAAUAUCAUACCGCAGAGAACCGAAACCACGGGGCAAUGCCGACAGCGCUCGACGGAGACCAGAGUCGAGUCAAUUUUGCCGACGAACCAAGCAGUUCUGAAUCGCCAACGGUUUCUACAGCAGAGUUGGAGCUUAUUCGAGCGAAACAAGAAACACGAAGACUGCGAAAGAAUCUGAAAGAAAGCGGAGACUAUCUUGGAGUUCAGGGGUUCAAUCCACAAACUGGCAAGCUGGAUGUCAUCACUCCAUCAGGCAGCGACGGAAGCAGCCUGAGUCAAGAAACCCGACAAAAACUACACAUUCUGCAAAAUACUCUGCAAACUGCAAGACAUGCGUACAAAAGUGUAAAGGAGAAUAGCAAGAGGGAGGCAGACAGGAUUGUCCGCAAAAGAGAAAAAGAGAGAUUUCGUCGGUUAGAGAGGAAAAAGGAGCAUGUCCAAAACAUGAGUAAGACGGUAACGUGGAAACGACACGCGCGGCAAUGGUCAUCAGCGCAGGAGCCCAAUUUGAGUCCCAUUGCCCAGUCGGCAACAGGAACGGCACCCGAGACUUGGAUAGACAGGCUAGGAGUACAAGACCCUAGGGGAUGCCUGGCACCGCUGUCAAAGUUGGAAAGCAACCGGGACAAAGCCGUAGUUGCAGCGCACACCACCAGCCUCAUGAACCAAGAAUCGGAAAUACCAAGGGUCGACUCGACCAUGUGCAGGAAGGGCAACCCGUUGAAAAGGCCAAAACUACCGGCGAUGGACCCGAACCAGGCCUUCAAAAGCCUUGCGCUGAGCCACAGUCAACAAACAGAGGGGCACGUACAAACACCAACCUCUCGCAAGAGACUGACGCACAACUGGGGGCACUGGAUGUCGGGCAGAAGAUGUUCAAGGGAUAUUCGCGUGAACAAUGCCAAAACACGCCAAGAACAAAUGGUGACGCCAAACGAGGGAAUAGCGAAUCUGCCGUGCCCACGGACUCGGCAAACGCCCUCAAACAAGCCAGCAGCCACGUCGGACUCGCUCACGGAAAGAGCGGUCCCAGAGAACACAUCAUUUCUGGGAACGGCCUCGGGCGUGAAAAGCAGGCUCGGGGCAAACCUACACGUCCGACUCAAAGACGCAGGCCAGAUACAGGGGAGAGCCGCUGCAGAAAGAGGCUUGGCUGGGCGCUACCAGCUAAAACCCGAGUAUGCCUCCACACACACCAUCACCACUACUGGCUGCGACCGAUCUCAUCUAGCCGCCGAGCCUCGAACCGGUAUCGAGAGGGACGAGGGCGAGCGGCAAGAUCUCCCAGCGAGCCACACAUUGGCUUACAGGCCGCACCAGAAAAACAUGUGCGCGCGCAACUCGGCCAGCUCUGUAAUGAAAACAUUACAGAAUCCCUCGCCGAGUCCAGGAUGGGCAGGGCGGGAUAUCGAAGCCGAUACUAUAUCGAAGCGCAGACCCUUGCCGACGAAUCAGGGAGAAAAAAGACCCGCCGCCGAAGUGGAAGGGAUCGUUGCCAAGGCCUUGGCCAAGCAGGAAGCAAGAGGUCCGACGGUGAGAGGGGAAUCCUUCGAAGGCAUAUUUCCAGGUCAAAAGAAGGACAGGAGAGCAAUCGACAAGACUGCCGAGGCGAAACCCGCAGCGAUCGACGAAGUCGGACAAAGCACACGAGGAAACCACGGCGGAGUCGGCAAAGGUGCAGCUCAAGACGCGAGAAAAGACGUCGGGGAAAUUGCUGCGGAGAAGGCCACAGAAUCAGAUCAAGCACGGGUUUGCGAUUCAAGUCAGGAACACAGAGGCGUGGUUGGCGUUGGCUAUCCAAGUACUUUUACUGAGAGCAGUGCAGUCGUAGGGUGCCAGAUACUGCAAACGACUCCUGGCGGUGCACUUGGAAGCAGGACUCGGCGGCUCCUCGAGAUUGCGUGGUGUCACAUUGUCGCCUUUCUACUGGUGUACUGGGAAAAAGUUGGGCCCGUAUUUGAUGCCCGUUCGGACUACUGGGCCAGGAACAGCAGGAAAGAAGCCACGUUGGAAGACUGCUACGUUCUUGUGCUAGCCGUUCCAGCAGGAGUCCUUGCCGUGGCUAGCAUUGUUUGGGCUAUGAGACUGGCAACGAUAUGCGGAGAGAAUGCUGAAUUGCUGAAGGAGUGGCUGUCGGACGUUUUGUGGUGCUUUUGA
This is a messenger RNA of Ustilaginoidea virens, 2265 nucleotides long. RefSeq lists its product as uncharacterized. Bases 1 to 2265 code for a protein of 754 amino acids. The transcript is spliced from 2 exons. NCBI's taxonomy places the organism in Eukaryota, Fungi, Ascomycota, Sordariomycetes, Hypocreales, Clavicipitaceae. The record is from RefSeq and is a predicted model, not a curated record.